GACCAAUCUGAACUUUUGUUUAUCUUAAUAGUUGGCACAGUCAAUUAAGUUUCUAAAUUAUGUAAUGUCAAGCAUUGUACUGUGCAAUUUAGUUCAUAUUAUAACGUUGAUCUAUAAACAACAGUCUUUUGAUUCGACAUAAAAUAAUUGAACCUGAGAAACCGAUAUUCCUUAAACAUUUGGGGGCUCAACCGGGAUGUCGGUUGCUCAACCGUUUGUUUAUUUAAUUCGCGUUGUAGUUGUGAGAGAAAUCGGCUGUUUUUUUAUCAAAUUAUCGGUCGAUGAAAGUUUAUGUUCCGACAAGUGCGAACAAUCGCGUUCUAAGACAAUAGACAUUUUUGUGAAUCAUUCAAAUUUGUAUGUUUGUGAAAAGAAUCAAAUGGUUCUAGUUGUUUCAUCGAAAAGAUACGAUUUAAAGAGUCAAGUGUUCAGCGAGUUGGAAGUUUUACGAUUUGUGCCCAUUCUCUCAAUGUUCAUUUGUGAGAAAAACGUGGAUGGAAACAAAAGGUCGCUGGUUAACAAAAGAUCCACGUUGUCUCAAAUACACGCUUCGAAAAUAAUCAUCGAAUUGCAGUUUCAUGUAGUGGCUCAUGGAUUGGCUUCGUGCUCUACUGUCUUUCAGUGUUCAAUAAUGACAGAGAAGCUGAUUUUCGACUACAAAUUGGUGCAUUCGAGUAUCACUAUGCAAUUAGUGUAUGCCAGUACAGCUUGGUUGACGUCACCAUUUCUUUGUUUCAAAGUUAUCGUGUGCAAUAAUCGUCUACCAAAGACAAUCAAUGGAGUAGAGCAGUGGUCAUUUUAUGGUUUCAAUUUUGGUCAACUGCAAUCCGUACAGCGAAAACCGGAAUUUACAAUUUUGACUUUAUGUGUUUCAAUAGUCAAACAUCAUCGAGUAUUCCACAUUUCAAUCGUUUGUUCGAUUAAAGUUUCAUUUCGAGCAUUGGUUUCGGCGUCUCAUAACGGAUCAAGCAAUCAUUCCAGUUCGUCUUUAAGCGUGUCAAAGGCCGAACGAGUCGGAAGUUGCAAGGCUGACAGAUCAGCUGGAUUUAUUCAUCUUGCAGUAAUUGUUCCAACUGCCGUUUCUUCGUAUUAUUGUGGUCAAUUGCAGACAGUCAAUGGAGUAUCAAUGUGUGAACAAUUAGCGGAAUGUUUCUCGACUUGUUUAUGGAACAUGAGUAGUCUUCAACAUCGUUCGCUGGAGAAUGAAGCGCUCCAUGGUAUCCGAAAACGAUUAUCCAAGAGAUUCAUCAGUCGUCGGGCAAAACCUGCCAUUAUGUACAACAAAAAUGCUGCGAAUUUUGUGGACUGGAUAACAGAGCUUUCUAAGGCACAGCAGAGCGCACUGAGAGAACAAAUGGACGAAAUAGUCGCUUUAUUUACCAACGACGGCGUCGAUUGGGAAUUCAAUCCUACAACAGCUUUUUUGUCAAAUCGAGUGCGCAUUUAUUUCGAGACCAAUGUGCAGCCUGACCGAUGAGGAUUUGAAUUUGAGUUUAUUUUUGAGUAAAUUUUUCCGUUUCAUUCAUUUUAUCUUCCGAGCCAAUUUCAUUUCAUUUUGAAUUUUUUGUGUUAGUUUUAUUUGAAGACGAUUUAUAAUGUCUUGGCCGGGAGUAUGUUCAGACCAAUCUGAACUUUUGUUUAUCUUAAUAGUUGGCACAGUCAAUUAAGUUUCUAAAUUAUGUAAUGUCAAGCAUUGUACUGUGCAAUUUAGUUCAUAUUAUAACGUUGAUCUAUAAACAACAGUCUUUUGAUUCGACAUAAAAUAAUUGAACCUGAGAUAUUC
This is a messenger RNA of Bradysia coprophila, 1783 nucleotides long. RefSeq lists its product as uncharacterized. The record is from RefSeq and is a predicted model, not a curated record. Lineage: Eukaryota; Metazoa; Arthropoda; Insecta; Diptera; Sciaridae.